UCGUACCUGUCAGAGCGGACGUCUCUCCAGCUUCCUCUGUCCACUCUUCUCCUGCUGCUGCCUGCUAGCGCCUCACCUAGUCCGCCUUCCCGCUGCCGCCAUGCUGUCCUCUCGCACCCCGCUGUCCCCUGUCACCGACCAGCAGCAACUUCACCUUUCCCCCCUAAAGGCACUCCAGCUUACAGAUAAGGAGAACACGCCUCCGUCCCUGAAUAGCACUCGAAUUCUGGCCAGUAAGGCGGCGAGAAAGAUUUUUCAGGAGCCCACGGAGCCGGUAAAAAAUGGGCCAGCCCACCCAAGCAAGGAAGAUGAACCACUCCUGAGGGAGAAUCCUAGGCGCUUUGUCAUCUUCCCCAUUGAGUACCAUGACAUUUGGCACAUGUAUAAGAAAGCAGAGGCCUCCUUCUGGACAGCUGAGGAGGUGGAUCUUUCUAAGGAUAUUCAGCACUGGGAAACUUUGAAGUCUGAGGAGAAAUACUUCAUAUCUCAUGUGUUAGCUUUCUUCGCAGCAAGUGAUGGCAUAGUAAAUGAAAAUUUGGUGGAGCGGUUUAGCCAAGAAGUACAGGUAACAGAAGCCCGCUGCUUCUAUGGCUUCCAAAUUGCAAUGGAAAACAUACAUUCUGAAAUGUAUAGUCUCCUUAUUGACACAUAUAUUAAGGACCCCAAAGAAAGGGAAUUUCUCUUCAAUGCCAUUGAAACACUACCUUGUGUUAAAAAGAAAGCUGACUGGGCCUUACGAUGGAUUGGGGACAAAGAAGCAACAUACGGUGAACGUGUUGUAGCUUUUGCAGCAGUUGAAGGAAUCUUCUUUUCUGGCUCUUUUGCAUCCAUAUUCUGGCUCAAGAAACGAGGUUUAAUGCCUGGAUUAACUUUUUCAAAUGAACUUAUUAGCAGAGAUGAGGGCUUACAUUGUGAUUUUGCCUGCUUAAUGUUCAAACACCUGGUGCACAAGCCUUCAGAGGAAAAAGUAAAAGAAAUUAUCGUCAAUGCUGUUAGAAUAGAACAGGAGUUCUUGACUGAAGCUUUGCCUGUAAAGUUGAUUGGAAUGAAUUGCACUUUAAUGAAGCAAUACAUUGAAUUUGUAGCAGACAGACUUAUGUUGGAACUAGGUUUUAGCAAGAUUUUUAGAGCAGAAAAUCCAUUUGAUUUUAUGGAGAAUAUCUCAUUGGAAGGGAAAACUAACUUCUUUGAGAAGAGAGUAGGAGAAUAUCAGAGAAUGGGAGUGAUGUCAAGUCCAACUGAGAAUUCUUUUACCUUGGAUGCAGACUUCUAGAUGAACUGAAGACUUGCAGUGAUUUGACUUUUUUUUGCCCCACCAGGAAAAUCUGAAACUUUUAAUGCUACACAGUAAAAUGACUGUACUAAGAAAUGGCCGUUAUUGGCAUUUGAGACUGUUGUGUAGCUACCUCAGAAAAUCUUGUUUAAAGUUGCAAGUGGUGUUGCUUGGGGUGCCCUGGUACUUGACAUAAGCUACUCAGAUUUUUGUGAAAGAUCUGAAAAUGAAAGUGUUAAUGCUUUUGCAAGGAGACUGAUUUUAGAUGUCUUUCUGUAGCUUUAAUGUCUUAGCCUAUUUGGCUUUAGAAUGGGGAAGACUCCCUUAUGCUAGUUUAAUGCAACAAGAUUGAACCCUUGGUUUCUAGGCAGUUCCAUCCAUAGUUGGAAAAUGGCAGGCCUCACUGCUUGCUGCAAAGCAAGUUUUAAAAAGUUUACUUUAUUCUUUUUUAAAUAGUUUGUACAUAAAGCUGGCACUUUACAUAAAAAUA
Gracilinanus agilis (Agile Gracile Mouse Opossum) is the source of this 1763-nucleotide messenger RNA. RefSeq names its product ribonucleotide reductase regulatory subunit M2 (gene RRM2). NCBI's taxonomy places the organism in Eukaryota, Metazoa, Chordata, Mammalia, Didelphimorphia, Didelphidae. Gene Ontology annotation, biological process: deoxyribonucleotide biosynthetic process. The coding region runs from base 101 to 1273 and encodes 390 amino acids. The transcript has 10 exons. Gene Ontology annotation, molecular function: ribonucleoside-diphosphate reductase activity, thioredoxin disulfide as acceptor. The record is from RefSeq and is a predicted model, not a curated record. Gene Ontology annotation, cellular component: cytosol.